CGAACCACCAUGAAGAUACCCCUGCAUAUAUAUAUACAUGAAAAACAGAAGCAACAAACAGCCUUAGCUGUCAUGGAGCACGCCAAAAUCGGCCUCGUUGUCUGCAGCCAACGCACUCCCCGCGCUGGCCUCCAAAUCAGCCACUUCGUGCAAUCCACCAUCCACCAGACAUCUCCCCGGGCAAACAUCCACCUGAUUGAUCUCGCAGAAUGGAAUCUCCCGCUGUACAACGAGCCCGGGAUUCCAUCGCAGAUCCGCUCUCCGGCCGACGACUACGUCCACGACCACACCAGAACCUGGUCGCGCGAGAUCGCCUCCUUCGCGGCGUUUAUCUUCGUCACGCCCCAGUAUAACUGGGGGUACCCGGCUAGUCUGAAAAAUGCAAUCGACUAUCUCUACCAUGAGUGGGUGGGCAAGCCAGCGAUGAUUGUGAGCUAUGGCGGUCACGGCGGAGGGAAGGCAGCGGCGCAGCUGCGGGAGGUUCUGCAGGGGGUGCGGAUGAAGCCGUUGGAGGAGAUGGUGGCGUUGACGUUUCCGUCGAAGCAGCUUCUGGGGUCUGCGACGCGAGGGGAGGAUUUGGGAUUACAUGGGGGGGCUUGUUUCUGGGAGAAGGAGAGGUUUCAGAUACAGGAUAUUUUUGGGAAGUUGGAGAUGGUACUUCAAGACGAUGUGGAAGUCAACUAACUACCUACUACUAUAUAUAUAGUGGUUUGUUACUGCAGCCCUUAAUCACAAGCCUCCUCCUCCUCCUCCUCCUCCCGGGCCUGAUACCUGAAGACUGUUGCUCCCGUUUCGACCCUUUGUCGAGAAGUACCAGCUCCAAGAUGCUCAUGAUCUAAUGAUUUGAUAUCAAAGUAGUGCGAAUGCAAUCGCCUAUUUUAACGACGGGCGAUGCAGUGGCUUCGUUUAUGAACCGACCUGAUCGAAUCACCAACGGACAUCCUUUCUUCCUAUAACUGCAGUCCUCGCCCUGCUGGUCUACAGCUUUGCCCAAAGCAGGGAUAAAUCCUCCCUGUGCGCAUCAUGCAUAUUUCAAGAGUUAGUUACCUACUUACUGCUACUAAGACCAGACGACCGAUAACUGCGGAGGAUAUACAACCCGCU
This is a messenger RNA of Aspergillus ochraceoroseus IBT 24754, 1104 nucleotides long. Its product is annotated as flavin-dependent quinone reductase. The record is from RefSeq and is a predicted model, not a curated record. Gene Ontology annotation, molecular function: FMN binding; oxidoreductase activity. Bases 73 to 684 code for a protein of 203 amino acids. The transcript has a single exon. Lineage: Eukaryota; Fungi; Ascomycota; Eurotiomycetes; Eurotiales; Aspergillaceae. Gene Ontology annotation, cellular component: cytosol.